Messenger RNA from Varroa destructor (honeybee mite), 4600 nucleotides. RefSeq lists its product as uncharacterized. NCBI's taxonomy places the organism in Eukaryota, Metazoa, Arthropoda, Arachnida, Mesostigmata, Varroidae. Gene Ontology annotation, molecular function: anaphase-promoting complex binding. Gene Ontology annotation, biological process: mitotic G2 DNA damage checkpoint signaling; mitotic DNA replication checkpoint signaling; activation of protein kinase activity. The record is from RefSeq and is a predicted model, not a curated record.
AAAUUUUUCAGUAAAAAUCGUACAUUUCCACCCAACGGUUUUAUUAGAAUCGUUCAGUGUGUAGAUAAGUAUUGUGUGCGCCUUGUGGAGUACGCUUAAACGUAUGUUCCCCAGGUGAUGAAGGGUCCGGAGAAAGAGUCGCUCGUUUUGAGGGCUGACACACAGGACAUGUCUGAAGAAGGUACACACUGCGCAAGACCACCUAGCCAAGACAGUAUACCCGUUACCCAAACCAGCUGUAUAAGCUCGGCGGGAAGUAAUUGCACGCAAUCACAGAUUACCCAAGAAAAUGACCUACAUUCUCAAUACAGCUCGGCAGACAACGUUGUGGAACCUGAAAUUGACAAGAAUGACUUUCCUGACGAUGAACUUCAAGUAGAUGCGACUGGCCGACAAGAUUCUCAAGGAAGUACAUUGAAAACUGUCUCGCACCCCCGAACCAAACCUAGCGAUAACGGUGGCUAUAAGUGCGCAGUUGUUGGUAUCUCUUCAGAUAUGGUAGGAGGUUAUAACUCGAUAGCGGAUGAUUAUGUCAAAAAGAAUCCUAAUUAUAUGGACGACAUUCCUUUUGAAGAUUUUGAAGUUGAAGAAAUGAAUAGAUCCUUUGUGCGGACGGAAACCUGUGAAGACAAUCAUAAUAGAGAGGAAAAUAAAGCGACCGAGCGAAACGAAAAUUCGCUUUUAGAUUUAAAGCCUAACAUCACUCUAUCUCAAAAAAGAAAGGACACCUCGGCAGAACAUUCGAUGGGUGGCGAAAAACAAGAUGAUACGAGUGACAGUGAUCAGAGCGAAGACGAUCAAAAUGACGAACUCAAAGAGGUACUGGCCGACGAAGACGAUGAUGGAUUUAAUAAGGGACCAGAAAUCUCGCUGCCAUACAAAGAACCGGAGCAGUUGUCCCUACAAGAGUUCCUGGCAAGGCGCCGAAGCAAGCGUGCAUCUGUAUCCCAGCAGCACGUUCAACAACAGUCCGCAUCCAUUGAACACAUUCAAACAAAACAAGCCUUUGUCGACGAAUUACAAGACCCAAAAAAAAAAACACAAAACGUCGCGUCGACACUCGAUCACUCCGAAAUCGCAAGUCCCUUGGUAGUGGGUUCAAUUUCAACACAGCGUAAAAGUAAACUUCAUACAGAGAUCCUCAAAGCUGCGGCAAAGGUCACUCCUCAACUGAGUUGCAGCGGUAUUAUUGACACUCCCGUUGAUAAGCUGAUCCAACGAGCGAUCAUCAUGAACAAGAGCAUUCAAGACGCGGGAAAGGUUAUUGAUCCAACACCCGGUUCCCAACUCAAGGAUCUCAAGGACCGACUUAAGGUUGAAAUUAUUAAACAGCGACGACGGAUCAGAAUGGAGCGCGCCAGUGCUGUUCAAAACAAUGACGAAGCUGAGGAAGAAUACGAAGAAAUGACUGAUAACGAAAAUGAUUGUGACCCAGAUGACGAGGAAACACUGCUUGAUAGAGUGGCCAAGGAAAGCGAUGCUGAGGAUGAGGAGCGAAACGAAAAGGCCCUUGAGGAUGAUGACGAGGUCAGUGGCGAGGAAGGACACACUAAUAACAGUAACGAUGAGCAAGUAGAGAACGGUAAAGAAAAUGAAGACGCUUAUGGAGAAGAUGAGGCUUCAGAUAUAGAAGACUUCACUCUAAGAAAACUCAAGUCACGGAACAAUAAAACAGGAAGGCACAGAGUCAACGCAGUGCAGGACAGCGACGACGGUGAGGACUUAAGUGGUCCUGCAGUGAACACCCCAGACGAUGAGUUGAACCUGCGACUGGAUGAUGACGAGGAAGAUGCAAAGGAUAUGCGCUUGUCGCAAACUCAGAAGCCGAAAACACAGAAGAUUAAUGGCAUCUCAAAGCAAAAACAGCUUUCGACAGAACUGUUCGCCGACGACUUGACGGCAGAAGCUAAGGUGGACGACGAUUUACUAGCGCUAUGCUCUGGAGAAUUCGUCAGCCAGAAAGAGGAGAAUGGUGAGGGCAAUGAUCACGAGGACGAAAGCCUGGAAAGUUACGAAGCUGUGGGGGAUGCGAACAGCUAUGAAGAGGACGAUGAGAUUGACGAUGAAGUUGAGGAAGAGCUGAAGAGAGAGGAAAAUGAAGAACUGAAGGCAUAUCGAAAAUUGUUAACAGUCGAAAAUAGCGAAGAAGACAGCGAGGAUCAAGAUGACAUUGAAAAUGAUGAUAACGGUGAAAAGGAACAGGCUCCCGAAAAAGCUGCAGACUUUUUCGAGGGCGAAGCCGAACUGUCUGGUUCAGAUGUUGGGUCGGACGAUGAGGACGAAGAUAAUAUGACUGAGGAUGAGAAACGGCGAUUAAUUCAGGACCUUAUCUCGGAAAACCCGGGAAUAUCGGACGAACAGCUGGAGGAACAGGUGAAACGCCUGCACGCUAAGUAUGUGCACGCCGACGACCAGAAAGAGCUUCGCAUGUACAAGGAGAUGUUGCUAGCUGACGGAGAUCUUCACGAAGAUGGUCCGGGAAGGGAACGACGCUUUCGUUGGACAAAUUUGAGCAAUGAUUUUGUUGGCGGCACCAUUGAAGAAGAUGGAUCAGACUGCGACAUAAACGAGGAAACUGAAGAAGAGGCCAAAUGGAAAGCACGCCGCAUGGAGCUUGAAAAAAAAAAGAAAGAACAACAACCCCUUGACUAUGUCGAUGGUCGAAGCCUGAAAACUGCAGCCGCUGAUAAGGUGAAAGAAACUCGUACCGAUGAGGGCUUGAACAUCUCACGAGUACUGCGAGACGCCAAUAAGGCCCUGAAGAUUGCCUAUCCAAAAAAGAAUCAAGACGCCCCCACCAAACGGCCUGUUAGCGGUGGUUUUCUUAACAUGACCAACAGUGUCUUGGAACGAAUUGCUGAUAAGGUCAAAGGUAGCACGACAAAGGAAAAGGAAGGUUCUCAGACAACGAAGAAUUUCGUUUUUCGCACUGUUGACAGAAAAAGAGAAGCUGGAGGAAUCAGCUCCAACAAAAGACCCGGUUCGGAAUCUCCGUUUACAAAAGCGCCAAAUUCAAAAAAAGCUAAAGUUGAUGAUAAUGCCAGUAGACGAUCAAGCCAAAGCGUUUUCAACAAGUUUUGAGUAUUUUCUUUAAAUUGUCAGAACUGCGCGCACUGUCAGAAUAACGGUCGUCCCGAAUAUGCAGACGGUAAAAGUUUGGCUCUCUUUGAUAGUCAUGAUUCCCAACAAGGAAAGAAAGGACCACAUGUUCUAUGCAAAUCUUUCGUUCAUUCACUUUAAAAAAACGGUGGGUUUAAAAUAUCGUGCGUCGCAAAUAUUUUUUUGCAUGACAACUUUAUACGGGCGUUUGAACUGUUUACAACUAUCUACUCAUAGACAUAAAAUAUUUAGUUUUUACGAAUGUGGCUGCAUAAAGGUAAAUGUGUGCUAAACAAAAAGAGGCGAUUAUUAACCACAUACUGCAAUUUGCUCCAAUGUGCGCUCAUUGGGUGGGUAAUUUUUUUGACAAACGUCGUCUGUGUUUGAUGUUUUGUGUAUGGAAUGACAGCUAUUAUUUAGGAUUUUGUGGUGUGGUAUAAUAUUAGUCAACCGCAGUGAGCUAUAACUUUGUAGACUCCUAUUUGUGUGUACGUGUGCGUGUUUGUGGACAAUCACUAACUAUGUUUAUCUUGAAAUAAAUGUUUGUUUUUGCAAGCCAAAGCCAUCUGCCUUAUUUAAAUUGUAUUCUCCCGAUUUGCCCCGAAAACCCCGACUGCUACCACAGAUAAUGCAAUCGUGCGAUUUCUCUGAUAUCGUGACGAACAUCGUUGUAGCAAUGAUGCCAUAGUUUGCGUGGGCAAACCGUCGUCGAGCCACAAGUUGCCCUGUUCAGCUGGCUGUCUGUACGUGCGAGUAUAGCAGAAGUAGUAAUCAACUAUUGCGUACGCAGAUUUAUUCUUUGACAACUGCGAGGCUAUGGCCUGUAUCAGUCGAAGCCCUUCUCUCUCAUGUCUCUAAACCUAAUGGUUGCACUGCGUUCUUGUAGUGCAGAGCUGUUGUUACAUUUAACCAUAUAAUAAGUUUAUGAAAUGAGGUGGAUAACAACAGGACUACUGGUUCAUUAGGUGUAGUCUCUUAAGAACUCUAGAUAAGCACUUUUUCUAUAUGUAUGUAUAUUAUAAUAAUAGCAUUAACCGAGCUAUACAAUAAGCACUCAUAGUGCGAACUCUUCACUGUCGUCGCUGAACCAUUUUCCAACCAAGGCACUAUUUAGAUUUAAGUAAAAAGUAGUUACUGAAAACCAACACGGGUAGAUGGAAUAUACAAUAUUUUUGAACUUUAAUUUUCUAACCUUAACAAAAAACAAGCUACCGUGCUUAAAAAACAGAAGGUUUGUCUUGACCACCCCGAACCUCUUUUCAGGUACAGCCGCAUUGAGAAUAAAAACAAAUCAGUGCGACGAUUGCCCUCCAUUUCUUUAAUGCUAGCAAAAUUGUUAGUUUGGAUCACAUCCCAUAAAUAAAUAGUUAUAAUAUAGUUGACUAAUCCUUUCGAAUAGGUAAGCUUUUGUCUUUAGGGGUUUAUUUGAGAAUUAUGGAUAUUUUUAGGCAAAUGAGCAGUGGGUGGCCGAUUUUUAUCUAAUUAAGGUCAACUCUAAAAG